AUGGCGGCUGCUGCUAGUCACCAACAACAACAAGAACAACAGCGGAGACAACUGGACGUUGUCGACAACGGCGAUCUCUUGCGUCCAUCCAUCACUUACAGACCUGCGGGUGCACCUGCCACACAGCCCACUCCGGGAAUCAAUGGCAUCAACAUCAAUCUGCCAUCCAAGACCAACAGUCCCGUGCCACCGCCAUCCACCAUGCCACCCAUCAGUACUCCACCACCCACAUUCACAACUCCUGUCACUCCAAAGCCCACAACAACAGAAACACGACCACCCAACAACAACAACAAUCCAUCGAUUCCGGGUGCCGAAGCCACGGCCACACGACCACCCAGCUACACUGCCAACAACAACAAUAAUCAACCAAGCAGCAACGCCGUUGUUGUGGCGGAUGCCGAUUGCGUGGCCAACAUUGAGUUUGCCGAUUGGAAUGGGGAUGGAAAUUUGAAUCGACAGGAAUUUGUCGUUCUCGUCAAUGUCAUGGCAGAUGAGAUGAUUGCUUCCAACUUUGAUACUUUGCCACAAAAUUUGCAAGCGCAGUUCAACAUCAUGGCAGAUUCUGCCAACCAACAAAUUGUGAUGGAAAUUCCAACCAUGCAACGACGACGGCAACUCAACAACAAUAACAACGUAUUUGCGUCACGACAAGGCAAUGCACCGGUAUCCUAUGGUACCAUCUGUGAUACUGUCCAGAAGGGUUUGGCAGGGGAGACAACCGUGACCACACCUGCUCCAACACCACCAGCAACAACACCCAUGCCAACUCCACAAACUACAACAGCGACUCCUCAGACGACGCAAGUUCCAACAGCAAUACCUCAGCUCACUCCAAGGCCAACUCCACCAUCAACACCGACAGACCCAUCAUCUCCGCUACCAAACGACAGUGUUACAGCAGCCUGCGCCACGGCGCUUGCCUUUGCUGAUUUUGAUAUGAAUGGAGCACUGACAGAAAACGAAUUCGUGACUUUUUGCAAUGUAUUUGGAGAUACAUUGGUGGCGACCAACUUUCAAGACUUGCCGCAAAAACUGCAAGAUAUAUUCUCCAACAGCCGCGGAUUGGAUCUGGGGGGAGGAGGAGACAUUAUCGUCAUGAACGAUGCGGUAAUCCAGUUUUGUCAAGAUGUGCAUACUGGAUUAUUGACCAUCAAUAAUGAUCAAAGAGGUUCCGACUUGGAGGAAACAGACUUAUUCUCUUCCACUGUCCCAUCAACAGUACCGUCGGAAACACCUUCAACAACACCAUCAACAACGCCUUCUGUUGUCCCGUCCAAACCACCGGUUUUCGCACCCAUUGCGGUCCUAGACAUGACGACACCCAUUAUUGUGGUCCUAGACACGACACCACCACCACCAAGCCAACCAGAAAACAGUCGUGUUGCAUUGAUCCUGGGAGUGACCAUUGGUUCCAUAUCGCUUCUCGUCUUGAUGGCUAUUGGUGUCUAUCUUGUAUUGCUUAUGAGGACAAACAAGCAACGUGUUGUUGACACGGCCGCACCCAAGAGCGAUGACACUGCCGGUAACCAAAACUAG
Molecule: messenger RNA, 1539 nt
Organism: Seminavis robusta
Lineage: Eukaryota; Bacillariophyta; Bacillariophyceae; Naviculales; Naviculaceae
Source: the annotation of a GenBank genome assembly